AUGGCCGACGAAGAAUUGAAGAGGAAGCGUGACGACAGCCCUGAUGUCGCUGAUUCUAAGAAGGUAAAAGUUAAUGAGACUGUGAAGGACAACUCCAGUGAACUAGAUACUAAAAGUAAUGAGCAUAGUACCGUUAGUGAAUCUGAAGAAAGCAAGCAGCAGAGUAAGGAUACAAUUUCUGAGAGUAGUUCUGAGGUCAAGGAUGAAGUGAAGGAAGAUGAACCAAAGAAGGAUAAAGUUGAUGAGUCCAAGGAAUCGGUUAGUGAUGAAAGCAAGGAUGAGAAACCAAAGUUUGUAUUCGGAUCAUCAUCAGCUUUUACAGGUGGUUUUGGCGUAGCGAAGGGUAAAGAGGACAAAAAGGAUACUGAAAAUCAAACAGAAACGCCUAAGGCUGCGUUUAGUUUUGGUUCUGGCUUGUCCUUUGGAUCUGGUUUUAAUGUUCUUAAGACUAAAGAUAUUGCAGCCAAUAAAGAAGAGAAAGAUUCAAAGUCGAAGCCUGAGGACUCAGAUGAUAAACUAAUACCUAACUCUGAGUUGAAGAAAGAAGAUAGCAAAGUGACUUCCAGUAAUAAUGCUGCCCCAACCCCAAUCAAACUACAAAAGGAAGAGGUUAAGUCAGGUGAAGAGUCUGAAGAAUGUCUAUUUCAAGUGAAUGCUAAGCUUUUCCAACUGGUAGAUAUGAAAACAGGUUGGAAGGAAAGAGGUGUAGGUGCUGUGAAGGUUAAUAGAGACAAAGAAACUUCCAAGACUCGUGUUGUUAUGAGAUCGAGAGGUAUCUUGAAGGUCAUACUAAAUCUUCCCCUUGUUAAAGGAUUCAAAGUUGAAAAAGGAUUUCCUGGUUCAUUACAAAGUCAGAAGUACGUUCGAAUAGUGGCAUUGAAUGAAAAUAAUGAGCCAACUCAAUACGCAUUGAGGACUGGCAAAGAGGAGACUGCUGAUGAUCUCUACGAAAAUAUAAAGGGCAAUAUCCCUAACUAG
Molecule: messenger RNA, 978 nt
Organism: Nakaseomyces glabratus
Lineage: Eukaryota; Fungi; Ascomycota; Saccharomycetes; Saccharomycetales; Saccharomycetaceae
Gene: YRB2
Product: Yrb2p
Biological process (GO): NLS-bearing protein import into nucleus
Cellular component (GO): cytoplasm; nuclear pore
Molecular function (GO): GTPase activator activity
Source: RefSeq, a predicted model, not a curated record